Messenger RNA from Penicillium cataractarum, 537 nucleotides. RefSeq lists its product as uncharacterized. The record is from RefSeq and is a predicted model, not a curated record. Bases 1 to 537 code for a protein of 178 amino acids. The transcript has a single exon. NCBI's taxonomy places the organism in Eukaryota, Fungi, Ascomycota, Eurotiomycetes, Eurotiales, Aspergillaceae.
AUGCCGCUUGUUUCGAUAGGAGAUAUUGUUGCUUGCACCCAGAUUGCAUUCCAUCUAUACACCACCCUCACCAACGGACGAAACAAUGCCCCUCGCGAAAUGAAGGAGUUAGAAGCCGUCCUAUUCGGCCUCUAUUGUGCCCUCAGCCACCUCGAAAGAGAGCUUGAGGGCAUUCUAGUUGGACCCUCUACCGGAGCUGAACCUGACAUUGUUCAAGCUCGACAGCACCUGGGACGAAUGAUUGAAUCUUGCCGGAACAUCUUGAAGGAGCUCGACGAAGCAACUGCAAGCUACCGCAAAGCAGCCCACGAUCCCCCUCGCCCUGUUUCUAGUCCUUCCUAUAGAGUGUUUGGCUUGGGAUUUUCUCAGUACCUCAGAGCUCAGGCCAAGGUCCAAUGGCAAAGAGUCCAGUGGUACCUCCGCAGCGACUCAUUUGCCAAAUAUCGAAUGGAGCUUCAGGCACACACGAGUGCUAUCAAUCUUCUCUUGAACACUAUGACAUGGUCAGUUCUACUUGAGCACCCUUCAGAAUGCUAG